AAAACACUUGUGUGCUUGGUAUGCAGCCGACGGUCUUCUGUUCUAGGCUUCCCUCUCUGGUCAUUUGGUUUUUGCCAUGGGUAUCCCCCAAGUCAGUUUUUUUAUAUUUUACGGCACUUAUUACUUUUUCUUUCCAGAAAAUCCGGUUUCCUGUACCAAGGUGCUGUUGUGAGUAAAUUCUAGCAGUUACGGAGGGGGUUCCUUCCAGAAAUCAAACUUUGAUUGUAAUGAAAUGCACUUUUCUGGUGGGCCUCCAGUAGCUCCCUGCCCAGUUCCCUAUUUUUCUGCGGGGUUGGGAGUUCAGCAUGAGCAGCUACAGAGUGAGAGGGCAGGCUGACUGCGACUUCAGAUUACCAUGGCUGCCAUCUAGUGGUGGUCAGGUGCAUAAAGGAAUGUCUAGCAGCUGCCAGGGUAGCCUGUCAGUGUAGGUUCGACCGUCGGCAUAUUCUGUGUUAGAUGGCACUACUGUACCAUCGGCCUUCCACACUUACUGUACCAUCUACCGACACAACAUCUGUCACCCCCAUGUACAAUGACCAUUAUGUAGUAACUGUCCACCACUUGCAGCCUUCCUCAUCGUACCAUCCACAUCAGAGAGUGUGAGCACAACUCAUGACAUGCUUCAUGGAGUGACAAAUGAUGGAGUCUGCUCCUCCCCUUAAUCUGUCCACCACUGUUAAAGUGGAGGACCUGAAGGCAAUGGUUCCAGAUGAAAAUGCUCAUGAAUACACUGUUGAAGGUGAGCUGGUCGAUGAGGCUAGUGAUGCUGUCGGUGAGGAUGGCAAUACACUUGCUAUGGAUGAGGAGGAAGGCCAUGAAGAUACAAAAGAAAAUCUCAUGACUGAAGCCAAACUGUUGGCAUCAAGUCCUCUAGAUUCAAAAGAAAAAGAAUACAAGUGUUCCGAGUGCCCCUCAGCAUUUGCCAGAGCUAGUCAGCUGCGAGCACAUGAAAGGACACAUUAUGAAGAACAAGCGUAUGAAUGUGACCAGUGUGACGGAGUGUUUGUCCGGAUUGGGCUACUCAUGAGCCACCGCAGGGAGCACCACCGCCAGAGUUUCUCCUGUAAUGAAUGUGAUGCAAAGUUUUCCCAUUAUAAUAGUUAUAAGCUUCACUUUCGACGACACAAAGGUGAAAAGCCUCAUAAGUGCUCAGACUGUAACAUGGCCUUUGUGCAGCAGUGUCAUCUCAAUAUUCACCGUCGAAUACACACAGGAGAAAAGCCUUUCAAGUGUGAAGUAUGCCAUCAAAGAUUUAAGCAAGUGUCUCAUUUAACAACACAUGUAAGAAUCCAUACCAAUGACAAGCCAUUUAUUUGUUCCCUUUGUAAAGCAUCUUUUUCUCAAACCAGUAGUUUAAAAAGACAUAAAAGAAGACAUACUGGAGAGAAGCCUUUCAAAUGUGAUAAAUGUGGUGCGCUCUUUGUUGAAAGAAGAAAUCUUUCACGUCAUCAGCUUACUCAUACUGGUGAGAAGCCUUUUAAAUGUGAAAAAUGUCCAGCAUCAUUUACUCAGAUGAUUGAUCUAAAACGUCAUCAAAUGUCACAUUCUGGAUUGAAACCAUUCAAGUGUGAUAUUUGUGAUGCUGCUUUCAGUCGGAAGAAUAACCUCCGUUGGCAUAAAUUAACUCACGAGGGAGAUACUCCCUAUAGAUGUGAAAGAUGUAAUGCUGGUUUUAGUCUUCAGAGAGAUAUGAAAGCUCACAUGAGGACACAUUCUGGUACAAAACCAUUUAGUUGUGAUCAAUGUGGGGCAACAUUUUCCCAGUUCAGCACUUUAAAGCGACAUAGGCAGGGUCACACAGGAGAACGGCACUAUGUUUGUUCCAAAUGUCAUGGUGCCUUUAAAGAUAAGAGUGCCCUUAAGAGACACAUGUUGCGACACGAUGGAGUAAGACCAUUUGCUUGCCAAAAAUGUGACUCGACUUUUAUUGAAUAUCGUAAUCUUAAAAGACAUAAAGUAACGGUUCAUGGGGAAGAGCGCUUUGAAGGUGAUGGCUUAACUGAACCAAGAGAAAGUGAAAAUAAUCAGAACAUUCCUCCUCUGAAGAAGAGACCUGGAAAAGUUGAGGAGGAUGAGGCAUUAAGUCAGCUCUAUGAUGCAGGUUAUCAAACGGCUUCAUUAGUCCACCAUCAAGAAACUACUCAACAACAUCAGCAGGUUAAUCAGCCUGUAUCUAUAGGGCCACCAACAUCUCUUCAACCAAAUCAACAGCAACCUCAUUCAUCUGCAGUACAAACACACCCUCAACCACCAAUGAUUAAUGAAAUUGUUACCAUUCCUGCUCAGGGCCCAGGUCAAGUGCCUACCCUGUUGUUAACACAGCCUGGCCAACCACCAAAGACUGCCCGUCCUGCAAAUAACUGCCAGAAUCACCAGUCUCAUGUGUUAACAUUUGUAGAAGGCACUUAUAAUCAUUGGCAGUCCUGGUGUUUUUGUGAAACUCCAAACAUUCCUGAUGCUUCACAGACCAUAAUAGAUAGUGGAGGUGAAGUGGGUCAUCCCUCAACAUCUGCUCUACCCUCUGCUCCUAUUCAGCAGCAGCAGCAACAAAUGACAUACACAGAGCUUCAACAGUCACAGCCACAGCAACAUCCACAGCAGCAACAACAACAAACUGUGGGAGUACAAGAUGUGAGUCAGACUGAGUAUCACCAGACCUCCCAGUUUAAUAGUGGUUAUCCAGAGCCUAUUCACCAUUAUGAUGAAGGUCAUCAUCAGGAGUCAUUAGACCCUCUCUCGCAUCACCAUCACCACCAUCAGCAGCACCAGCUUCAUCAAGCACACAAUCAUCAAGAAGAAGUUAAAAUUGCAAUUGAAUCUCCACGAUUAUUUACUGUGUCAGACAUUCACCAAGAUGAACAGCAGCAGCAGCCCCAGCAGCAACAGCAACAGCAGCAGCAACACCAGCAACACCUUCAAUCUCACCAGGAACAAGAACAUCAAGAACAAGCUGAUCCUCAGGUCACUUUUCAAUAUAGUUUAACUGUUAAUAAUCCUGCCACAGGUGACAUACAAAUUCAAAGUGAAGCAUUUCCUGCUAACCCUCCUGAUGCACCUGCUGACCCACCUAUCAAGAAAAGACGUGUGACAAAGACCACCGAGUCUCAAGAAGUUCGAACUUAUACGUGUAAUUCAUGCCCAAAAACAUUUUCAAGAAUAAAUCACUUACUUAUACAUCAGCGUACUCACACUGGGGAGAAACCAUUCCAGUGUGGUGUUUGCUAUCAGUCAUUUACUCACAAAAACAGUUUGACCAUUCAUAUGCGAGGGCACACUGGGGAACGUCCAUAUGUAUGUGGAAUUUGUGGGUCGUCAUUCACUCAGAAGAGUAAUUUAAGAGUUCAUUCACGUACUCAUACAGGAGAAAAACCAUUUAAAUGUGAUAUGUGUGAUGUAGCUUUUACUCAAGGAAGCCACUUAACUGCACAUAGGCGAAUUCAUAAUAAUGAUCGUCCAUUUGCAUGUGAAAAUUGCCAUCAAACAUUUACACAACGUAGUGCUUUGAAGCGUCACCUUAUGACACAUACUGGGGACAAGCCACAUAAAUGUGAUGACUGCACUGCAAAAUUUUCGCAGAGAGAUGAUCUUCGAAGGCAUCAGCGUGUCCAUUCUAAUGAUAAAUCCAUUGCCUGCACAUGUAAAUAUUGUUCCAUAUCCUUUAGUGACAGAACUGCCUUGGCUAGGCAUAUUAGAACAGCUCAUCAGAGCAAACUAGAAGCCACCGGAGAUAUACCAAAAAAGAAGAAGAAGAAGUCAAUAGAAAAGCAAAGUACAAGUCAAGACAACAGCCUUAGAAAUCCCAAACCCAAAUCUAAGGUUGCAGAACCUAUACGGACAAGUCGACGGCUUCGUGAAGCAGCAGAGAAGAAGAAAGAUAAGCAAGAAGAAUCCGAUUUUAUAAUCGGUGAUUUUGUAGAAAUUGAAGAAGAUGUAAAGCCUUUGGCUCGCCAAAGAGUAGCAAAGAGAAUUGUAAAAUUAGAGGAUUUGAAAGGUGAAGCCAAAAAUAAAAUGGAAUCUUGGUGCUUUUGUGAAGUUCCUCACGGACCUGAUGAGCCUCACACACACACUGCAGUGGAAGCCAAAUCCAGGAGUGAUCAGAACACAAAUAUUUUGCCAACUGCAGAAGAGGUUAACACUCAUAUGUCAGUUCAAGAGUCUACUAGUUUAGUUGCUAGUGCUGAUGCUUCAGGUGCAACCUCUCUACUUCAGCUGUCCAUGGAGCAUGUAACACACACUCCAACAUCAGGAGCCAUUGGCGGAGGCCUUCAAGCCCAGUCUGUUGGAGGUACUGUUACUCUUGGUGCUUCAUCUGUCGUGGGAGCUUCACAGGUGACAGAAACACCUGUUAUUACGGCAUCCUCCAACCAACAAACACAGAUGACCACAGUUGGUCAGGCAGAAUCCUCAGUUAAUCAGAAUUUAGGAAAUGGACAGGUUGUUACAACCGUAAACCAGCCAGGGUCUGGUCAGGCUAAUGGUCGACUAGUUCCUCAACCCAUGUUAACCACGGGUCAGGUUUUGUCUGCUGGGCAGAUAGUUGGUGCUAGUCAGUUGAUGACACAAGAUGGAGCAAUAUUCAUAGAAGCGGGAGAGAUGCUGAGUAGUGGUGCUGUGGUUAUCAACCCAGGACAUGGCACCUUUAUCAGCUAUGAUCAAAUCACUAUCAGCCCAGAUGGCCAGGUAUUAGGUGUACCAGUUGGUGGCACUGGAACAGAAACAUUGAUGAUCCAGCCAGCUGCAGUGUCUGUUGAUGGAUCUACAUCUUCAGGUAAUGUUACUUACUCAACUGCAGCACAGAUGCCCAGUGCUGCCCAGCCCGUCCAGUACACAACUCUUGGCAGUGAUGUUAUCAGUCUCUUUUCACAAGUCGAAACCAACAAGGAAGGUGUUGGCUCUGAUGUUUCAGCUGAAAAAUCCCUCCCUGUAGUGGCUAAGCCUCUUGAGUGUUCCGUUUGUGCAAAAUCAUUUGCUCAAAAACGUACUUUAUGGGCACACAUGCUAGGGGCUCAUCCUGAGUUACAUAGCUGCUCAGAAUGUUGUGCUGCAUUUACCACAUCAGAGUAUCUUAGCCACCACAAAGCCCAGCACCAAAAGCUUCAUGUAUGCUCAAGAUGUGGCAUGGCCUUUACAAAUAAAUCAUCACUGAACAGACAUCGUCAACAGAUGCACUCGGGAAAUACUAUAACAGCAGAAGAUAAAGUUUUUGCUUGUGAAAUUUGCGAUGCUAGGUUUCAUCAGCAAAGUGAUUUAAAACGACAUAUGCUUGGACACACAGGUGAAAAGCCAUACAGAUGUAAACAUUGCGAUGCUGGCUUUACCCGGACGUCCAGUCUUAACAAGCAUAUGCGAAUUCACACAGGAGAAAAACCAUAUGUCUGUGAAGGAUGUGACCAGGCUUUUUCAUAUCGGUAUCAGUUCAACAGACACAGGGUUUCUCAUAGACAAGAUGAUCAGAGAAGCAAUUAUUCCAUGCCCUAUGUCUAUGCAGAAUAAGUGAGUUGCAAUGACUAUAAUUAUCUAGCAUUACAUUGGAGUGACAGAUAUCACCAGCAAUUAAAAUGAAGUCUUUGUACAACUAUUUUUUGCUGAGGAAAAUGUACAGUCUGGAACAUUUUCUUCUUAAUUCACUUUGUUAUACAAUUGUGAUGGUUACCACAAGUCUGUCAUUUACUGUCUCGAUAAAUUGAGCUCCUUCCUCACGUUUCAUUAUCAUACAUUACACCAAGCACAUACAUCUCAUGUCUUUUCAUAGGAGUAUAGUUGAAAAACUAUUAGUCAUGAAUAGUUUAGAAUGUAAUUAGUGUUUAAAUUUUACAUACUCAUAAUCAUGAUCAAACUUUUAAGUUAAUAUUUUGUUUAUAUAUAAUUUACCAUAAUAAUACUGACACUAAUAGAGAAUUAUUUUAGCUGUAUUUUUGACUAUAUCAAAUUUUAUUCCAUCAUAAUCCCACUUUGUAAUGAAUAUGAAUAUUAUCAUACAGGAAAAUGUAUAGAGAUAUAUUAAUAUUGAAUGUAUAUGACUUAAAUUAGUAAAGAUUAAUACGA
This is a messenger RNA of Procambarus clarkii (red swamp crayfish), 6045 nucleotides long. Its product is annotated as zinc finger protein 107. Lineage: Eukaryota; Metazoa; Arthropoda; Malacostraca; Decapoda; Cambaridae. Gene Ontology annotation, molecular function: DNA-binding transcription factor activity; RNA polymerase II cis-regulatory region sequence-specific DNA binding. The record is from RefSeq and is a predicted model, not a curated record. Gene Ontology annotation, biological process: regulation of transcription by RNA polymerase II.